This is a messenger RNA of Protopterus annectens (West African lungfish), 2626 nucleotides long. It is a transcript of the gene ASB7, whose product is annotated as ankyrin repeat and SOCS box containing 7. The record is from RefSeq and is a predicted model, not a curated record. The transcript is spliced from 4 exons. The coding region runs from base 251 to 1207 and encodes 318 amino acids. Gene Ontology annotation, molecular function: protein binding. Gene Ontology annotation, biological process: intracellular signal transduction. Lineage: Eukaryota; Metazoa; Chordata; Ceratodontiformes; Protopteridae.
UUUUGGUGGUUGGUCUCCUGAAGUGUACGUAAAUUAUUUACAAUUUCCUCAUUUUUGUAUGUAGUAAAUACUUACUGAGUUUAGUAAUUCAGUAUCAGUUACAAUAUAUCUUUUGGAUAUAUGAAUUAAUACAUGUGGAAUAUAACUCAAGUGUGAAAAAAACGGAUGAAAAGUCGUUAUCUGGAGUCUGUGGCAGACAGGUGAAGUAGUCUGACCUGAUGAAUAUUUCGUAAGAUAAGAGAAAAUAAGGAUGCUACAUCAUCACUGUCGGAGGAAUCCUGAUCAACAAGAUGAACCUCAGAUUCAUACUGCACUUGCAGCUGGAGAUGUUCAUACUGUACGCAAGAUGCUGGAGCAGGGUUACUCUCCCAAUGAGCGUGAUGUAAAUGGAUGGACUGUGCUGCAUUUCUCUGCAGCAAGAGGAAAAGAAAGGUGUAUCCGUGUCUUCCUGGAACACAAAGCUGAUCCUACAGUUAAAGACUUUAUUGGUGGUUUCACAGCCCUGCAUUAUGCAGCCAUGCAUGGUCGGACAAGAAUUGCACGCUUGAUGUUGGAAUCUGAAUACAGAAGUGACAUUAUCAAUGCCAAAAGCAAUGAUGGCUGGACUCCCCUCCAUGUAGCUGCUCACUAUGGAAGAGACUCAUUUGUUCGACUCCUGUUGGAGUUCAAGGCUGAGGUUGAUCCACUUAGUGAUAAAGGCACUACACCGCUUCAGUUGGCCAUUAUUCGAGAGAGGUCAAGCUGUGUGAAAAUCCUCUUGGAUCACAAUGCCAACAUUGAUAUUCAAAAUGGUUUCUUGUUGCGUUAUGCUGUAAUCAAAAGCAACCAUGCGUACUGUCUGAUGUUCCUUCAAAGAGGAGCAGACACAAACCUUGGCCGUUUGGAGGAUGGCCAAACACCCUUGCACCUUUCAGCUCUCAGGGAUGAUGUACAGUGUGCUCAGAUGUUGUACUACUAUGGAGCAGACACAAACACAAGGAACUAUGAAGGCCAGACUCCCUUGGCAGUUUCAGUAAGCAUUUCUGGUGCUAGCCGACCGUGUUUGGAUUUUCUGCAAGAAGUUACAAAGCAGCCCAGAAAUUUACAAGACCUGUGCAGGAUCAAAAUUCGACAAUGUAUAGGCCUUCAAAAUCUGAAGCUACUUGAAGAACUGCCUAUUGCUGAGGUCAUAAAAGACUAUUUAAAACACAAAUACGAUGACAUCUGAUAUGCACUAAACAGAAUUUCAGAGGACCUAAUAAUUGCUUAAAUAAAUUCCUUAAAGGCUGUUGCCUUGCACAAUGUAUAUCUUAUGCAAUUUCUGAUUUGCUAGACAGGAAGUCAGAAGCCGGGUAUACGUUCCUGUGUUUUUCCCCCUACAUUCAGUGACGUCUUAAUUUCCUUCUCAGCUAAAGGGUAUAUGUUUCUACUUUGCAGGAAUAAGAACCUAAGCUCAGAUGUUACAGAAACUUGAAGGAUUGCUUUUUUGAGAGAAUGAAGGUUUUAUUUCAGAUGGCUUAAAGUGAACAGUUUAUAGAUGGUCUGCCACACAGUCAGUUUCCAGAAUAUUAACGAAGAUGUAAUAGUUGUAUGUAUUAUUUAAUAUAUAUGUGUAUGUAUAUAUAAGUGGUUGUUUUUAAAAUGCAUUGAAUCAUAUGUCCUGGAGUCAGCAGGUAUCAUUUUCCUGUUGAUGUUGGAAUUGUAAUUUGGGGGUUUGCUAUAUAAAAUAACUACCAAGGUGUUUUUCUAAAGAAACUUGAGGGAUCAUCAUAUUCUGUAUUGUUUUGGUUCUACUCCCCCUUCCCCCACAACUGUGAACGAAGUAGUAGAGGUGUUAUGUCAUUUAAGCUGCUUAAAGGUACUGUUUAUGCCCCAGCCACUAAACAAAGCAGCACUGCUCCAUUAGCAAAUGCUUUUUGUUACAUAUAACUUCUACUGAAUACCUUUUAUGUUUGACAUUGUCCAGCAUUAUGAUAAGAUUUGCAUCUUGCUCCUAGACCUGUUAGGCGUUUUGUAUUCAUUACACUGCUCUCUCUUGAGCAGAAUUUCCUUUUAUUAAUACUUGGUGUGGGCAUGCCCUGUAUUAUGAGUUUGUAAACCACCCCUCCCCAGCCAUUCCUAUGCAUACUUCAAGUGAAAUGAUUUGAACCUCCAGUCUGAUUUAUCUUUUACUAUUUGUCCUAUUAUACAGGUCUCAGGUACUUUCUGCUUUAUAGCAGAUCCAUUGUAUACAUGUAAAAGAACAGAUCCUUUUACUCACCCUGGGAAUUAUCACUGAACAACCAGCAAGAGCCUGGUGGUGUAGAGAAUGUAGUUCUUAGUGUUAAAAUAUAAAUAGACGGCACAAUCGCCAUAGUGUCGUUCAGGUGGACACUCUUUAGUCAGCUUCUGCUUCUGACCUGUGUCUGGUUUCAAGUUGCCAUUGUCAGCCAACCUUAUUAUUCAGUACUGUUGAGCUGGUUGUGACUGACAUAUUUAAUAUAGUGUAGGCAUUCCUUACCAACAUUAAAGAUUAUUUGGACUGGAGAACAUAUUUUAAGGUUGUUUAUAUAUUUAAAUAUAUUUUGUCACUUAUUUAAUAUUGUUGAAAAGAGGCAAGUUCGCAUUUCAUAUUAAUGAAAGCUCAAAUAAAGUGAUCAGCAGUAAA